UUGGUCUGGAGCUGUUAGGCCAGGGCAGCCAGGAUGGCCAGGGUGGCCAGGGUGGCCAGGGAAGCCAGGGUACCUAGGAUGGCCAGGGCGGCCAGGGAGACCAGGGUACCUAGGAUGGCCAGGGCAGCCAGGGAGGCCAGGAUGGCCAGGGAGGCCAGGAUGGCCAGGGAGGCCAGGAAGGCCAGGGUACCUAGGAUGGCCAGGGCGGCCAGGGUGGCCAGGAUAGCCAGGGUGGCCAGGAUAGCCAGGGAGGCCAGGGUGCCUAGGAUGGCCAGGAUAACCAGGGCAGCCAGGGAGGCCAGGAUGGCCAGGAUGGCCAGGAUGGCCAGGGCACGGCAGGGCAGUUUCUGGUGAGACCCUGGACCGGCCAUCCCUGCCCCAUCAUCUCCAGAGGAUGGGCGCAUGCGUUCUGUUUGUGUUUCUGUGGCAUUCGUGUGAUGAGAGAGUGGGGGAGCCGGGCAGGACGCUGAGCCUGCUCUCUGCCCGCCGGGGUCCAGCCACUUUCUAUUUGUGGGUCUCUGUGGCCUCGUCUCCAAAGUGGACCUAAGUGCGCUUUCCCUGCUUGCCCUCGCCUGCUUGGCUUCUGAGGAUCAGGAGGGGACUGUGCUUUGCAAGCUGCAGCGCCCGCUUUCUGGCUCCCCCGUGUCCAUCCCUCACGCCCAGAAGCGGCCGGGUUCUUCCCUUGAGAGAGCUCGGACAACGGGGUUUCAGAAGACGUCUUGGACUGUGAAUUGAGGCUUUGGGUGGCGACAAGAUGGCCUCGCCGGCAGACAGCUGUAUCCAGUUCACCCGCCAUGCCAGCGACGUCCUUCUCAACCUGAAUCGCCUUCGGAGCCGAGAUAUCCUGACGGAUGUCGUCAUCGUGGUGAACCGGGAGCAGUUCCGGGCCCACAAGACGGUUCUCAUGGCCUGCAGUGGCCUCUUCUACAGCAUCUUCACCGACCAGCUGAAGUGCAACCUGAAUGUGAUCAACCUGGACCCCGAAAUCAACCCGGAGGGCUUCUGCAUCCUGCUGGACUUCAUGUACACGUCCCGCCUGAACCUCCGGGAGGGGAACAUCAUGGCGGUGAUGGCCACGGCCAUGUACCUGCAGAUGGAGCACGUCGUGGACACCUGCCGCAAGUUCAUCAAGGCCAGCGAAGCCGAGAUGGUGUCCGCCAUCAAGCCUCCCCGGGAGGACUAUCUGGCCGGCCGGAUGCUGCUGCCCCCGGAAGUCAUGGCCUACCGGAGCCGCGACGUGGCCGAGGCCGGCGGCCCCCUGCGGAACGGGCCUCUGUGCGACGGCCGGGCCUUCGGGCCGGGCCUGUACAACGGGCUGACGGCGGCGCCGGCCUCGUACCCCGUGUACGGCCACCUGCCCGUCAACGGCUUCUUCGACGAGGAGCUGCGGGACGUGCGGAUGCCCAUGGCCGACCUGCCCAGGCCCGGCCCCUACCCCAAGGAGCGCGCCGCCCCCUGCGACAACCCGCGGCCCCUCCCGGCCGACUACGGCCGGGCCGUCAUGGAGGUGUCGGCCAACAUGUGCCACGGCAGCAUCUACUCCCCGAAGGAGGCCGCCGCCGAGGAGGCGCGCAGCGAGGCGCACUACGGCGCGGCCGAG
Messenger RNA from Gracilinanus agilis (Agile Gracile Mouse Opossum), 1600 nucleotides. Its product is annotated as B-cell lymphoma 6 protein homolog. Gene Ontology annotation, biological process: positive regulation of gene expression; regulation of transcription by RNA polymerase II. The annotation marks the transcript as partial. The transcript is spliced from 5 exons. NCBI's taxonomy places the organism in Eukaryota, Metazoa, Chordata, Mammalia, Didelphimorphia, Didelphidae. The record is from RefSeq and is a predicted model, not a curated record. Gene Ontology annotation, molecular function: DNA-binding transcription factor activity, RNA polymerase II-specific; RNA polymerase II cis-regulatory region sequence-specific DNA binding; protein binding.